Molecule: messenger RNA, 391 nt
Organism: Nicotiana tabacum (common tobacco)
Lineage: Eukaryota; Viridiplantae; Streptophyta; Magnoliopsida; Solanales; Solanaceae
Source: RefSeq, a predicted model, not a curated record
CGUUACGUCUAUGGGAGAAAUCACAACCAUAGCCGCUAGGAUUGGUGUGGAACUUUCCCAAAUCGAUCUUGACUCAAUUCAUCUUCCUCCUGGUGAAGAUUGUGGCAUACCCAGUGAUGAUGAUGACUUAAUGGAGGAGGACCCCUUGGAGUUUGAUACUGGUUUUGGGAACAUACUGGUGGUGGACAAUCUUCCUGUGGUGCCUAAAGAGAAAUUUGAGAAGUUGGAAGGAGUAGUUCGGAAAAUUUACAACCAACUUGGUGUUAUUAAGGAGGAUGGUCUCUGGAUACCUGUUGAUCCUAAGACUCAGAAAACCCUUGGGUACUGCUUCAUCGAGUAUAAUACUCCUCAGGUACUCAAAUUUUUCUCUCCUUAGCAGCUACAAUAUAUC